Lasiosphaeria miniovina is the source of this 539-nucleotide messenger RNA. RefSeq lists its product as uncharacterized. NCBI's taxonomy places the organism in Eukaryota, Fungi, Ascomycota, Sordariomycetes, Sordariales, Lasiosphaeriaceae. Bases 177 to 383 code for a protein of 68 amino acids. The transcript has 3 exons. The record is from RefSeq and is a predicted model, not a curated record.
UAUUUCCCCACUUCUACAGAACUCCCUUGUCUUCGCGGUCUUAAAUAUUCCACCAAGACUAUAUUUUUUUUUUGUCGCGAAAGGGUAUCUUUUCAACCCAAAAUGGAAUUGUCGCAGAUUUUAGUCUCUCUUUCCUGUAUUGGCCUUUGCUAUGCGGCUGCCCUACUAGCAAACGAAUGCGAAGGGCGCGACGAGUCGUGAAACAAACUCUUAAUCUCCCCGUCUUGAACCUAAACGGAAACGAUUACCAGGGUGCUGAAAGGGCAUACCGCCAAAAUCUACGAGGCCUUCUCCACGAGGGAUAUCAGAAGUACAAGCAUGGAUUUUAUCAGCUGUUCAGCCCUACCGGAUUCCUCGUCAUCGCUUCCGCAGAUCAUGCCUAAGAAAUAAGCCAGCUUCCCGAGGGAGUGUUUGACUUCCACGGGGCUACCCAAAAGCGAAUGAUUGGUGACUACAAUUGGUUGUCUGUCCAAGUUGACCCCGGCUAUAUGUCAUGAAAAGGUUUGCGCUUACAAGACAUAUAUAUAUAUAUAUAUAUG